UCAUUUCCUUGUAUGGGCUUUGUGUGCGCGUGCCACUAGUAAAUCGUGUACUGCUCGUGCGCCCGCUCUUGUGCAAAGUGAGCUAGCAGCUGCUUUGUUGUGCUAGACAUCGACAGAAUCAUCAGGGAUUUUAUAAAGCGAAGAAUAUCAUGAUUUUCAAGAAUUCAUUCAGGGAUGGAGACUUGAGUCCAGCAUGAAACAGACAGUCAAGAUGUGAAUGCGUUGAGCGUCACGUACACCAUAUCAGGAGAGCUAAACCAAAAGUGCAACAGAGGAUUCCAGAUUUUCUCUUGGUCAAGUUGCCAGCAACUAGCUGGCUGAUUCAAAUACAGAGAUGGGUGGGUCCAUGUCAAGAAGCAAGAAGCAAGCUCACUACAAGAGCAAAAGGGAACUGCCCUCCAGACACUGGGUGCCUUACCCUUCCGAGCCCAAGCGGGUUUGCUCGGACCAGUCCGGCCGCGUGGUCAAGGCAGUGGAUUUGACCAGUGUCCUGCGGCCCUGCGGUGACUUCGGCCACCUCCCGGCCGUCAGGUGGUGGGUGGACUGCGAGUUCUUACCCUUCGACGACUCCAAGCUGCUGACCUGCGUGGCCCUGCACGACCUCGGGGGUCAGAGGUUACCGCCCAACCUGCCGCCCUGCACCACCAACGGGGUCAUUAAUGUUUGGAACUUGGGCAAAGAGAACAGUGUGUCUUCCUUGGCAGGGUGCGCGACCGAGAUCCACCGCAGGAGCAGCCUGCAUCAGCCUCACUGUCAGAUGACGCCCGACGGCAGCUUCGUCUGUUACUUGGAAUCCAACGGCAUCAUCAUGCGCAACAUCAACGACGUGAAACAGUUCUACAAGCGAGAGGUAUUUUUCAGGUAUGGCAUCUACCACUUCUGCGCAAUGUCACCUGACGAGAUGUUCAUUGCUACCAUCACAAAACAGCGGCACUGCUUCCAGCUCUACGUCUUCUCCAUCCAGUACUUCUACUCAUACAAGGAAGCCAAUUGCCAUGACAUCUUCCCGGAGUUUCAAGGUGACCAGCAGGGCCGGGCCAACACCGAGCAGCUGGAGUGUCGCUUCUCCCCAGACAGUCAGAUGAUAGCAGUCAGCAGCUCCUCGGGAGAGCUCUUCGUGGCCAGGAAGUGUGGCCUGACCCUGUACCGUGCCGCCCUGCCCGGGGUGUGCGGGCAGCUGUCCGGACUUUCCAACCCCCGCACAUUCGACUUUGACCCCCGGUUCGGACACCAGGUCCUAGCGGCUUGCAGAAAUGACCGCACGCUUGUGGUGUGCAACCUUGAAAGGAGAACUCACGUCUGGAAGGCACGCCUUCGGUCUUCCUUCGGGAGCCCUGAUUCUUUGAAAUACAACCAGGAGGGUAACACCCUAGCCGUGGCCUGCUCGGAGGCCAAGAUUGGACUCUUCGACUCUAGGAACGGGGAUACCCUGCUGGUCUUGGACGGAGCUGAUCAGUGCGUACACUUCUCCAUGAAACGGCAGCCGGCAACCGGGCUCUAUCCCACGGUGCUCCGGUUGUCCUUUACCCACAAUGCAUCUCACUUGGCCGCGGCAUCCAUGGACGGGUUCGUCCGAAUCUGGCGUCUCCAACAGGCAUCAUCUCUACAGAGUCUGUGCCGGAUCAAGAUCCUGCGACACGUUCCGCUCAACAAGGUUGGCAAGCUGCCUCUUCCUCAGAAACUUCGGGAUUACAUCCUCUGCAGUCCCAUGUGGUCUUGACCUAUUUGAGUGUGAAAACCAAUGGACUUGGUGCAGACACCUUUGAAGGUGCAGACACCUUUGAAGGGAAUAUGUUGCCCAGUUACGCAAGUCGCAAAUUGAAGGUCUACGUGCAUGCGCACACUAGUCCAACACAUUUCAUCUGAUAGUGUCGAACUUGUAAUGUCUUCACAUGAGCACAGGUGAACUUUGAGAAUGGUGUUUUGUAUGUCUUCUCAUUCUUUUUGCAGCAAUGAGGGGGGUAAUUGUGCACGUAGUAGUCGCCAAAAUAAGUUGCCAAAAAUCCUAUCUGUGAAUUUUCACCAUGAACCCUUAUUUCUUAAGGCUAAAGAUCUUUGACUAAAUACAUGCGUGAAGAUUUUGCUACGCAACACUUCAAAAAUUACACGGUAUAUACAGGAAGAAUUCCAUACAUGGACAUCACUAAUUUUUCCCUGCAGUGACAUAUCAGCCAUCAGAAAGCAAUAACCUACAAAAGUCAAAUAUAGCAGGAAAAUAUUGAAUCAUUGACUGAAAAAAAAAACAAUUAGAAUUUUUCAGACCAGUCUCAUAGGGUUUGUGCACAGGGUGUCAAGUGAUGUCCAGAUAGGAAACUCUUUCCCAAAGUACUUUUCUUUAAAUGUCCGAAGAAAAGUAGGAAUUUUUUCGAAGUAUCAUCUAAAAAUGACUGUUAUUCAGUCUUGUUCUUUAGCAGCUGUAAAUGUUUUUUCUUUUUCAGGUUAAGUCAUGGUUCCUAGUAAGCAGGAAUACUGAUAUUUCUUGUGCAAUUCCAUUGACAAAUUCAACAGUAUUUUAAAAGACCCUUAAAUGCUGUAAUAUCACACUUAUUUAUUGUACAGUAUUAUGUGUAAUAUCCAAACAAGUUGUAAUAUCCGAACAAAUUAUGUGUGCUAUCCAUUGAAAUCUGUAGAGAAUUACAUUGUUGUACAACUGAUUUUGAAAAGAAAGGUUGGGUUGGUUUGAAUCCUUGAUAAUUUAGUUUUCGCAAUUUUAAGAUUAUACAUGUGUGUUGUUUUAUUUUCUUUUUAAGUGGAGUUUUGUUUUCAGUUUUCCUUCUCCAAUUGUUCUUGCAAUAUGGUGAGCUGAAGUUAGACCAUAAAGACAUGUACAUGUAUGCAUAACACAAUGUGAAAUAGUUAUCACUCUAACUCCCAAAACAAAGAAAGUAAUAUGUGUGCUUUACAGGGUGAGUAAAAAAAAAAAAAAAACCCAAAUGUCGGGACCAUUGUUUUAGUGAAGUUCUGCAUGUAGC
Molecule: messenger RNA, 2972 nt
Organism: Patiria miniata (bat star)
Lineage: Eukaryota; Metazoa; Echinodermata; Asteroidea; Valvatida; Asterinidae
Exons: 4
Coding region: 335-1720 (461 amino acids)
Biological process (GO): intracellular signal transduction
Molecular function (GO): protein binding
Source: RefSeq, a predicted model, not a curated record